Bipolaris maydis ATCC 48331 is the source of this 1337-nucleotide messenger RNA. RefSeq names its product sister chromatid cohesion protein Dcc1. Gene Ontology annotation, biological process: maintenance of mitotic sister chromatid cohesion; mitotic sister chromatid cohesion. The record is from RefSeq and is a predicted model, not a curated record. Lineage: Eukaryota; Fungi; Ascomycota; Dothideomycetes; Pleosporales; Pleosporaceae. Gene Ontology annotation, cellular component: chromosome, centromeric region; chromatin; Ctf18 RFC-like complex.
GCCUGCGAGCUAGUUGCGCAUCAACCCACCCCGCAGUGCCGACGAAUAUCAAAACAUCGUCGUCAUAGCAGCUCACGGUGGCGGCUGGCUUCAUAUGCUCAAACCGCCCACGGCACGUUUUAUCGCGCAUCUGGGCUGGUAGAGUGCCCGGCUCCGGCAAUGGCCACGCAGCACCAGGGCGGCCUGCCCGUCUCCAUAGCACACCAACAACAGCAUUUCCGCCUGCUCGAGCUGCCCCCGGAAAUCGUUGAGCUGAUAGACAAGCCAAAUCCUCCGCUACUGUCCAUCAAAUCGCAAGCUGCUUCCGCUGCUACUGGCACGCAUAACGCAAAGCCCGCAUAUGCCGUACUCUGCACCCCGGACAAGUCGUUCCAGGUGCGCCAGGUUCAGACGUCCAACUCGCUCUUCGUGACCCAGCCAGCCCUCGAAGCCCAUGGCAACGAGAUCCCCAUCCCUGUCACACGCGCCAUUGCUCUGUGCAGCUCCACACUCGAGCUCCAUGCCUCUUCUGCCUCUGCCAUUGCUUUGUUGAGAGAGGUGCUCCCUGUGUACGACAUUGUUGCUGGCGACGUUGACGCCACUCCUAACGGCAUGACCAAGGCUGGCAUAUUCAACGACAUGCCCCUGUCCGACGGAGAGUGCCAGGCAGGGUGGACGCAGCUUAUGGCCUUUGACACCGAUGAGGGCUCGUAUCAGCCAUCUCCAAGUGCCCUCUCCCAUGUGUGGAGAUCCAUCAUUGCUGCUGCGUUGGCGGAGGGCAUCCCCCUCGACAAGCAGUUCAUGACCAGCGACAUUGCAACGGCCGUAGCUGAAGAAGGGCACCCCUCUCCUCUCACACAAGCCGUGCUUGCGUACUUGGCAACGGAUGACACUGACAGGAGCGGACCGUGGUCCUGUCUCGACCGAGCAAAGACAGUCGCCUUUACCGGGAAAGCCCUGCUAGAUGCCAGGCGCGGUGCUGACUUUUUGAUUGCUGAUUUCACUGACACGUGGGAGGAUCGCCUACCAGAAGUAUGGCGCAAAGAUGCUAAGCUUACAGCCAUCGAAGGCUUGUAUGAAUUUCCUUCAGAUACAACCAUCAAGGCCAAGGGUAAGGCUGCAUCAGCCCCGGUGGUGGACAACGGAACGACGGCUCUAAAGCCAUCGGCGCGUAAAUGGCAUGAAAAAUUUGCCAAGACAAGAAACAAAUAGACCAUUCUGAUUGUUGUGCUGGGUGAUGAGGUCUCCAUCACGUGACCGUGUCAAGAGCGCGUCUGUCGGCAUCCGACUGCCGCGACUAGCGGCUUGGUAAUAUUUUGUAAUGUUGUAAUACAAAAUUGAUAAGCUGCGACUGGCUA